Protopolystoma xenopodis is the source of this 885-nucleotide messenger RNA. The record is from the annotation of a GenBank genome assembly. NCBI's taxonomy places the organism in Eukaryota, Metazoa, Platyhelminthes, Monogenea, Polystomatidea, Polystomatidae.
UGUGCUAUCUUUGCAGACCGUGAGCAGCAAUCGACUCCAGAGGAGACAGACACGUCAGAAAUGGGCGAUCAUAGCCAGACUCCUACACUCUCAGUCUAUUCACCCUCGCCUUCACUGAUUCUACGCCUUGGCGACGAAAUGACCAGUUCUUUCUCUGCCUCUGGUUCUGAUCUGAUCGCCAGUCUUUCUUCCACACUCUCCACAGAUGAUCUGACUGAGGCAGAGGGCACAACCGUCAGUCCCCAGCUGUCUGCGGUCACGCUUGCUGGUCAUGGCCAACCGAUUGUGGUGUCCACCAGCCCGGAUAUGAAGCCCAGCGCCAACAGUGGAACGCAUCGACGAUAUCACAAUAGCAGUGAAGCUGUGGAGACUAAGCCAAGAGCAAAACAAGGAGGAGGAGGAGAUGAUAGCGGAGAGAGAUCGGGAUGCAUGGUCGCAAAGGAUGAAAAGGUCUUACUUUCCGUUCCUGAUAACCCUGACCCUGUUCCAAGUAAUUCUCUACUUGAGCCAAGUUUUGAUAACUUACCGAAAAAGAGCUUGGCUUCCCAGAGAAUUAAAGAUGUGGCAAGUUUUUCUGACAAAUCUGUUAAAAAUCCCUUGGUGCUGGAGCAGGGUAGUUAUUUGGCUACUUCUGAUCUGUUACAACCCGAUCAAAUUGGAAUACAUAAUCCCGAAGAGUCGCUGGCCUUGUCAACAGGAUACAGUGACGAUGAAUUUGUGCCCUCUGAAGAGGAAGGGGGGGAGGAGGGGGAAAAAUAUAAGGGGAAUAAAACAGAGGAGCAGGAGGAAGAGGAGGAGGAUGAAGAGGAAGAGGAGGAGGAAGAGGAUGAAGAAGAGGGUGAUGAGAAGGAUGGCAAUGGCGUGAAACAGAGUAGGGCCAAAUGA